This is a messenger RNA of Malaclemys terrapin pileata, 8732 nucleotides long. RefSeq names its product adhesion G protein-coupled receptor D2 (gene ADGRD2). Gene Ontology annotation, cellular component: membrane. Gene Ontology annotation, molecular function: G protein-coupled receptor activity; microtubule motor activity; microtubule binding. The record is from RefSeq and is a predicted model, not a curated record. The transcript is spliced from 50 exons. The coding region runs from base 1 to 7263 and encodes 2420 amino acids. Lineage: Eukaryota; Metazoa; Chordata; Testudines; Emydidae. Gene Ontology annotation, biological process: G protein-coupled receptor signaling pathway; cell surface receptor signaling pathway; microtubule-based movement.
AUGAGCAGCGCAGCAGCUCCUUCUCAACUGAAGUCUAAAGGAAGCCUACCCCAGGUUCUUUCCCCAGUGAAACUUCAUUCUACCCUAGGUACUCAAUCUCCAGGACACAACAGUAUCAAGGUCCUUACUAAUGCUGAAAUGAGCAGCCUUGGUUUGAAUCCUGAAGAUACGAUGCCUUUUACGCCAGAAGCCAGCCAAACAUCUUGCAGACUCCUGCUGAACAGUACUCAAAUCACAGAUAGCCCAAGAAUGAAUGCAACAUCUCAGGUGUCUGAACGAAGCUUGCAUGUCUCUAAUCUCUCUCCUAUUUCUCUUGAAAAGAAUGAUAGAGCACCAACCCGUUUUUUAGAUGAAAAUGUGCAACCAAGAAUGGAAUGGAUGAGCAAAACUGUCACACAAUCUCUGUUUCCGCCACUGAAAAGGAAAGUACUUGUAGAUGGGACAGAACAAAGUGAACAGGAAAAAACUGUGUCUAUUAAAGUGCCUGUUUCAAAGAGGUGCAGCUUCCAAACUAGUAUGUCUGAUGAUCCUCCUCUGAUGAUGAAACCAGAGACCAGCAAACAUCUCAGGCGCUCUCCUGGCCAGAUGUGUAUUUUGGAAAAUGGGCCAAAGGUGGCAAAGAGCAGGUUACCCCUCUCUGUCAAAUACUUUGGUCCUUCUCCUCUCAACAGUGACCAGAUAACUGAAACAUUAGGCAGCAAAACUGCAAAGCCUUCAAAAGGUUCUGAUGUCCCUGGAAAGGAAGCUGUUAAGAACACUGCAAAUGUACAAAGCCCUGUACACCCUCAUGGAACUCCUGUUAGGGAUACUAGCUACUCAUCUAUGGAUGGCCAUGAUGAGAACCUGAAAGAGUUGUGGGGGACAUUCAGUGAAAGCCAAGUGGUUCAACCUUCUGGCAAUGUGAGGCCAAUGUCUGAUGGUUCUUCAACCAUGGAUCUCUGCUGUGAAAACAGGGGGAGCCGUGGCCAUGUGAAAGAACAGUGGAGGACCUCUUCCAAAGGAGGCUCUUCUGGAGAGAGCAGUGCCAUCAGUGUAGCAGUCAGGGUUAGGCCACUGACCCAAAGAGAACAGCAAAUUGGAACAAAAUGUGUUGUGUCCCUUUCUGGAAAGGAAAUACUGAUACAUCAUCCUCAUACAAACAGGCAGCUGACUUUCUCCUAUGACUAUUGCUUUGGGUCUCAGAAUCCAGAGGAUAAGGGAUAUGCCAGUCAAGAAGUAGUGUACUGUCUGUUGGCCCAGCCACUCCUAGACAAAGUCUUUGAAGGUUACAAUACUUGUUUAUUUGCUUAUGGACAAACUGGAUCUGGGAAAUCUUACACAAUGACAGGCUAUGCUGAUGAGGUGGGCAUAAUUCCACGAUUUUGCAAGGAAAUAUUCUGGAAAGUAAAUCUGACUCAACAAGAGGAGGUGAAACAUCGCAUUGAGCUGAGUUACUUUGAGGUAUACAAUGAACGGAUACAUGAUCUCUUAACAUCCUCCAAAGAUGCUAAUGCCAAGAAGAAAGCUCUGAAAGUACGAGAACAUCCAAUCCUUGGUCCUUAUGUAACUGGCCUUUCUACGUAUGUGGUUGGCUCUUUUGCAGAUGUGCAGACCUGGCUGGAACUUGGAAACAAGCAGCGAGCUACAGCAGCCACUAGCGUGAAUGAGAGAAGCUCCCGCUCUCACUCUGUGUUCAAACUGGUCGUGGCUCAGACGAAGAGGGAACACCUGGAGGGAGAAGCACAUGACCACAUGCUGGUGAGCCACGUGAAUUUGGUGGACCUCUCGGGAAGUGAGCGCUGCAAUCUGGCACAAACCAGUGGGCUGAGAACGCAGGAAGGUGCUAGUAUCAACAAGUCCCUGCUCACCCUCGGGAAGGUGAUCUCUGCACUAUCUGAAAUGUCCCAGUUCAAGAGAAAGUGCUUCAUCCCUUACAGAGACUCUGUCUUAACCUGGCUUUUGAAGGAGAGCCUGGGUGGUAACUCUAAGACAGCCAUGAUAGCCACCAUCAGCCCAACCGCUGCACACGUUGAGGAAACCUUGAGCACGCUGCGCUACGCCAGUCAAGCUCGCAGCAUUGUUAAUGUGGCCAAGGUCAAUGAGGAUUCCAAUGCAGUGCUGAUCAGAGAGCUGAAAGCUGAGAUUGAGAAGCUGAGAGCUGCCCAGCAGUGCAGUCAAGUGAUUGAUGUGCUGAAAUAUGAAGCUAGUCUCCGAGAAAUCCAGUAUCUGAAAGAACAACUUGCUGAACGGGAAAGAGAACUGGCAGAAUCACAGAAGUCCUGGCAGGAGAAACUGGCUUUAGCAGAACAACACAAGAGGGAAGAGGAGCAAGAACUGCAGAAAGCAGGAGUGUGCUUCAAAGUUGACAACUGUCUGCCAAACCUGGUAAAUCUAAACGAAGAUCCACAGCUCUCGGAGAUGCUUCUCUAUAUCCUCAAAGAGGGAGAAACCAGAGUGGGGAGUCUUCAUCCAGACUCUGAGCAUGACAUCCAGCUGACAGGAGCACUCAUUUCAGUGGACCACUGUGUCAUCACCAAUGUGCAAGGAGUGGUCACCUUAAGUCCUAUCCCAGAUGCCAGGACCUUUGUGAAUGGAAACCUCCUAGUUGAGGCAGUCACCCUACACCAUGGGGACAGAGUGAUUCUUGGUGGGAACCAUUACUUCAGAUUCAAUCACCCAAUGGAGGUCAAGAAUGGGCGUCGUGCCUCUUUGAUGCCAGCAGAGGGAGCUGAUGGGCUGAGGGACUUUGAAUUUGCUAAAAAUGAGCUAGUUGAAGCUCAGAAGCAGAGAAUUGAAAUGGAGGUAGAGGAAGCCAGACUGCAGGCACAGAAGGAAAUGAUGGAAGAGCUUCAGAUGGCCAAGGAGCUGGCUCAGCAGGAGCUAUGGGCUCAAAGGCGACUUUAUGAGGAUCGCAUCAAACAGCUGGCUCAGGAUACCCAGCAAAAACGCAGCAAGUUCCUGGACCUCCUUGAGCAGGAAAAAGAGAAGCUGGCUCGGGAGAUGGAGCUGCUACAGCAGACGCGUGCCGCCAAAGAACGGGAAAGGAAGAUUGUGUCUGCUGAGAACCAAGCUCAGUGGACAGCCCUCCAGCUUUCCAUAAUGCUGCAAGAAGUCAAUGUCAUUAGCAAGAGCUUAAACAAGCACACGCUCUUCAGCAGGUAUGACCUACCAGCUAUGAAUGGAGAACCCACAACUGUGUGCAUCCGAGUCACCAACACAAAAUUGGGAAUCUGCACUCUGUGGAAUCUAGAAAAAUUUGAGGAGAGGCUUGUCUCAAUGAGAGAAAUGUAUCAGGGAUCCUAUGAUGGCAACGGAGAUAGCCUCUUUUAUGAUCUGACUGGUACCUGGGAAGCAGUUGUGAAACCUCCAUCACCUAGCAGGGGCAGGAGUCCUCUCAGCCGUCAGACAUCAGGAAAGCUACUGGGGAAAGUGCCUCUGGACGCUCCCGUUCAAAAUGCCAGCUGUGCUGCUGUCUGCAAAAUGCUGAUCGAUUCAGCAAUGGAGGCUCUUGGAAAGGAGGAGGAAUCUGGCAGCCUCCUCUUAAAGAUGCUGCUGGAUCUGAAAGCAGUACUAGACUCCAGUGCAGCCAUUGCUCAAGCCUGCGAACAGUGUGUCUACAACACUGCUAUGGUGUCUGAUGAUCGCAGCAUCCAGCCCCACUGCAUCAAGGUUUCCUCCGCAAUAGAUCAGCUAGCAAUCUGUGUCAGGCUUUUGGAGACCUGUGUUCCUGGAUCUGGUCCUCUGAAGGACCAUCUAGAGGCUGAAGUGAAGAAGCUUAGUGGGAAUGUUGCCUUCCUGCUGAACGGCUGUGAAUGUGAAAUUACAUCCAUGAUCCUGGAAUCCAAGGAGCAAAUUGAGCAGUCAGUGAUCACUGUUGCUAGCUGGUUUGGCCGGCUAAUGGUUGCUGUGGGGCCAGAAGCCAAUCUUGAACGAACUGAGUUCCUCCCAACCAAUGUGACUGAGGCAGUCACUGGAGGGGCAGAGAGCUAUAUUGGUAUGCAGAUUGAUAAGAACACAGAGGAAGUCCUGGACCUGCAGCACCAGAACUUGUCUUCAGGAAAGCAGAGAGGGAAAGAUUUCCAACCAGUCGACAUGGUCCGACGGCACCAGAGACCUGAGUACUGGUUCCUCAGCUUUCUGAUUGGUAGCCUGUCCAGAGAACUCUUAGACUUUACUGCCCUUGCUGAUAAUCACACUUCAAAAGAUUUUGGUGCUGCUGCUGCCGCCACCGUUGCGACCUCGGGAGAUGUUUAUGAAUACGUGGACAUCCCCUUGGACUGGUGGCAUGCGAACAGACACUGCGAACAACGCUUUGCGCAGCUGCUCUUUGAGCUCCCGAACAAUGAGCUGGCUUCAGUCAGCAAACUGCUGCGCCCCCACCAAGGGCAAAGCUCUGUCUGGUUAGACGAGAGGGAGGCAUUCCUGCGAAAACACAAACAGAGACGAAUUCACACAGCACCAAUCCUGGUGUUCAGAAACAAAACAGACACUAAGUACGUGAAGGUGCUGGCCAACUUCCCCGUGAUGCCUGCUGUCACCGCCUGUGCCCACAUCCAGUGGGACAACAAGACCCAGGAGAUUUCCACCAUCUUCUCCUAUGCCGUCCCUGCUUUCAUUAACGAGUUCCAGCUGCGCGGCUUCGUUGACGAGGAAGGGUUUGUACGAUUUGCCAUCAUCGUCCACGGACACCACUCCCCGUACCUGCCCGUGUUCCGCAGCGAUGGGCAGUGGCAUCACUUCUGUGUCACCUGGCAGCAGCAGAACGGGACGUGGGCCAUCUACGCCGAUGGGAAGAAGAAGGCCUCUGCCGCUGGACUGUGUGCUGCAGGGCCGCCGGCCAGCCAGGCUAUUUACGAUCAUGGAACUUUUAUUAUUGGGCAAGACCAGGAUUCACUAGGAGGCACCUUCAAGGAGAAAGAGUCCUUCAGUGGGAACAUCACUGACCUGAACGUGUGGCGUAGAGUCCUUAGCGAAGAGCAGAUAGAGAGAGUCCGGUCGUGCUGCCUGAUAGACCAUGAGCUUAUCUUCGGGUGGGGCAGCUACACUCUGGAGAUCGAGCCCGCUGUACAAGAAGUAACAGCACAGUUCCUUUGCCCAGGGCCUGUGGAGCAAUGCAGGGUUCUGGACUUUGGCAGUGGUGGAGUCAGUGACACUUCUUGUUUGCAUUCCUUGCCUUUUGUCUGCCACUACAAGAAGGAUGUGUAUUUACUCUUGAAGAAAACCCAGUCAGAAUCCAGCCCACCACUGAUCAGUCGGGUUAAUACCCUCGCAAAUGCUACCGUGAUUCCUGAGAAUGUUUUCUUGGGCGAUGUUAGAGACGUGAACAUCUCAGCAGCUGUCAAUGUUCUCCAUUCUCUGACAACCGUCCUGCGGGAGGAGGAGACCCCGGUGAAGCCAGCUGACCUGCUUGGCGUGGUCCAGUUUCUAAAGCAAGUUUCAGAUGUCGAAGUCCAGGAGCAGGAACAGCUGGAGAUGCUGGAGCAGCUGAGCCAGUAUUAUGUGGAAGUGACUGGACUGAUCCUGGAGGAGCAAAAUACUGACCAGUGGUCGGAAAUCAGCCAGAUUAUCAGAGGGCCUAUGACUGUUGUAGAGAACAUGGACAGAAUGGCUUCAAACCUAGACCAACUUCUGACUGCGGAAAGGACAAGGAUAGCGAUCCAGUACAGGAACAUCGGGAUCGAAGUCAGGAAGAUGGAGCUCAGCCGGCAGGAGCCCAGCAGUGACGUGUAUCUGGUCCAAAGCCAGGAGGCAGGCGGGCCUGACCUCAUAGAAGUUCCCCCUGAAGAAGUAGAAAGACUUAAAGCCAAAGGUCUCAGCAGAGUCACUGCGAUCAACACAUGGUACGGCCACUCCUCCCUCCAGUGCUUCCUCCCGGGGAGCAGUGCCGUGUUCCAGGACGUGGCCGCGUCUGACGGAGGACGGCGGUAUCUGAGCACACGGGUGGGCUCCGCCAUUAUUUCAUCCACUCUACGUAGCGACUACCAGGAGAUCAGCACAUCUGUACGCUAUCGCCUGCAGCACCGCACCCAGGACCCGCCUGAGAAGCUUGUGGAACCGAUCUGCGCUUUCUGGAACUUCAGCAUCAGCCCAGACACCGGGGGAAUGUGGUCCACUGUAGGCUGCUCCAUCAUAAUGUCUCACCUGGAAUCCACCGCCUGCUUUUGCAACCACACCACCAACUUUGCAGUGCUGCUGCAGGUGUAUGAAGUGCAGAGGAGCUCAGAGGAGGAGCUGACUCUGAAGACCCUGACGUUUAUUGGAUGUGGAGUUUCUUUCUGUGCCCUGAUUGUUACAUUCAUUUUAUUCCUGGCAGUUGGCGUUCCGAAGAGCGAACGAACAACCGUGCACAAGAAUCUGAUCUUUGCUUUAGCUGCAGCUGAAGCUCUGCUCAUGUUUAGUGAAUUGGCCAAAACCAACCAGGUACUGUGCUUUGCUGUCACAGCUUUCCUCCACCUCUUCUUCAUGGCGGCCUUUUCUUGGAUGCUGGUAGAAGGGCUUCUCCUGUGGAGCAAAGUGGUUGCCGUCAACAUGAGUGAAGACAGGAGAAUGAAGUUUUACUAUGUGACUGGCUGGGGCCUGCCAGUCGUUAUUGUUAGUGUGACUCUGGCAACUUCAUUUAACAAGUACGUGGCAGACAAUCAUUGCUGGCUGAAUGUUCAGACCGAUAUCAUCUGGGCGUUUGUUGGGCCAGUUCUCUUUGUUCUGACGGUAAAUACCUUUGUACUGUUCCGAGUGGUGAUGGUCACAGUGUCCAGUGCACGGAGGAGGUCAAAGAUGCUGACCCCCAGCAGCAGCCUGGAGAAACAGAUUGGAAUCCAGAUAUGGGCCACAGCCAAGCCCAUCUUGGUGCUGCUGCCAGUCCUGGGCCUGACGUGGGUGUGUGGGGUCCUGGUUCACCUCAGCAUCAUCUGGGCUCAUGUCUUCAUCGUGUUGAACUCCCUCCAGGGCUUGUACAUCUUCCUGGUCUAUGCAAUCUAUAACAGUGAGGUGAGGAACGCCAUACAGAGGAUGAAGGAGAAGAAGAAAGCUCUCUCGUUCACAAACUGUUCUCAUCCGAUCAAUUAUCUGUCGAGUCCAAGAAAUACAACCUCCUGGGAGACUGGGAAGCUGAGUCCUUCUGCGCCCGAGAGCGCCAUGUCCAGCCCUGUGCAGAAAGAUCCUCCACUGAAGAACAUUACCAACAAAGGAAACUUUGGUGCUAAAAUUCCUAUGGGGAUUUCCUCAGUGAUGUCACCAGAGAGACCGGCUGUAGAGCUGACAGCGUUCAAAUCCUCAGGGUUCUGAGAGGCGCUUUUCCAGGUGAUGCCCAGCCCUGCCCCCUUCUCCCCCGGGCUCUCCAAACAGAAGGCAGGUCCGUGGAAGCCGGGCACAGCGGCCAUCUUGAUUUCCUCCUGGAGACCCACAACGUCCCACGCCAUUGAACUUGUGUUUUUUACUUCCGGCACAUGCAGCUAAAACCAAGGCACGCCUGGGGCAUCCGGGCAGGCAGGAGGACUUCCCUGACCUGCUCCUCGCUGACCAUUCACACGUGACCUGCUUCCCUUGCCGCUGGCGUUAGCCCUACUGUAACGGGCAGCAGCCGCUCCUCCCUGGGCCUUGGUUAGGUAGCCCCACGCUGCUUUGCUAGUCUGCCAUUAAAGUGGGAGGGACAAACUUUGAAAGGUUCAGCUAAAACACCCCCCAGAAAACUGGUGAGGCUAGUAAGCAAAGCUACUCUCCAGCCCCCGGCCGGUUCCUGUCCCCCAAGGAGAGGUGGGGAUUGCAGCCCCAUGUCCUCACUUGGUGCAGGCCCGCUGAGUAAUCAGAGACAUGUAAGGCUGAAAGGGCCUUGAGAAGUCACCAAGUCCAGCCCCCUGCACUGAAACAAGACUACGUCAACCUAGCUGCCCCACUUCCCAGCCAGCUGAGGGCUCUGCCAGCUUUCCCUGCCCCCCAACUCUUGCCUGAUAGAGCAGCUAAAGCUCAGGGGCUUUCCAUACAGGCGCAAAAGCUUAAAUGACUCAUUCCAUGAAAAGACCAUGCAGGGCUCUGGAGAGGCUGAAGGCUCAACAUGAGACACUGUCAGUGGGACGUGGCACCAUCGUGAAAUGGGGGGUGUAACAUCAGGGCAGAACUAGGUGUGUCUAGCUAGAAUAGUGUUGUUUCUGGCUCACUAGCCAAGGCAAGACCCAGUCCUUUCAUGUUAGUUCUGUCCUUCGUGCGCUAGCUGGGCUGGAGGCAAAGUGAAGGAAAAGGUAAUGUGUCCCCCUUCCCACUCACUCAUCUCCUGCCUGAGCACGGCCUGUUAAAAGGCAGCACACAAAGUAGCCCUCGCAAUGCACUAGCCCCCUCGUGUUCUGUACACACAAUAAAACGUUCCCUCCCCUUAACUGCAAUGCUUGUACAUUAGUCUCGCAUUAGCCGGCUUUCUAUUAGUGACGCUGCUGCUCAACCAGAUGUUCUGGGCUUGAUGCAGGAAUCGCUUUGUGAGAUUCUCUGGCCCGUGCCUUGCAGAAGGUCAAACAAAAUGUUCACCAUGGGCCCCCCUGGCCUUAACGGCUAUGAAGGGACUGUAUUGACCACACCUCUCAGGGCAGCGUCACCCCCCUCAGCUCAGCACUGUUUCUCCAGAUCAUGGUUCAGGAACGCAGUAAAGGAUGUGCUGCAGUCGAGGGGCUGUAAUAGUGCGUUCCUGGCUUGCUGUAUGUUCCCCAGGUUGGUUUGCUAGACCAGCCCAUCUCUAGAAGGCUGCCACUUCGCUCACCAAUGCAUGG